Molecule: messenger RNA, 1030 nt
Organism: Cynoglossus semilaevis (tongue sole)
Lineage: Eukaryota; Metazoa; Chordata; Actinopteri; Pleuronectiformes; Cynoglossidae
Gene: tomm20b
Product: translocase of outer mitochondrial membrane 20b
Exons: 5
Coding region: 155-595 (146 amino acids)
Biological process (GO): protein import into mitochondrial matrix; intracellular protein transport; tRNA import into mitochondrion
Cellular component (GO): mitochondrial outer membrane translocase complex
Molecular function (GO): transmembrane protein transporter activity
Source: RefSeq, a predicted model, not a curated record
ACAUGCUGCUACCUACAGCUGUCACACGGCGGGGUCUUCUCGGGUCCUUUUGCACUGAAUGUCGCUCCUCCAGUUCCCUGCUGCAAACUUGCUAACCGCAUAAAACCAGAAUAUUUACCGUAAUUUUAUCAGACACCAAGCGGGUCCCGGAGUGAUGAUGGGUGGGAGGACGAGCGCGAUCGCUGCCGGAGUUUGUGGGGCGCUGUUUGUCGGCUACUGCAUUUAUUUCGACAGGAAAAGACGGAGUGACCCCAACUUCAAGAACAGGCUACGGGAGCGGCGAAGAAAACAGAAAGUGGCGAAGGAUAGGGCAGGUCUGGCAAAGCUUCCUGACCUUAAAGAUGCUGAAGCAGUGCAGAAGUUCUUUUUGGAGGAGAUCCAGCUGGGGGAGGAGCUGCUGGCUCAGGGAGAUUAUGAGAAAGGCGUGGAUCACCUGACUAAUGCCAUCGCAGUCUGUGGUCAACCUCAGCAGCUGCUGCAGGUGCUGCAGCAAACGCUGCCUCCACCCGUCUUCCAGAUGCUGCUCACCAAACUGCCCAGCAUUAGCCAGCGUAUCGUUAGUGCACAGAGUCUGACUGAGGACGAUAUAGAAUAAGAUGAGAGCCAAGACGAAACCACUCCCACUAGCCUGCCGCCCAACUCCUCCUCUUCCUCAUCUUUACUUGGAUCUUCUCUCUCCACCAAGACCCCGGCCUCUAAAGGGUCUGUCCCUCACAUCCUAAAGAAGGGGUCCAGAAGGACAAUAGUUUUUUUUUAAUUACAGCUUGUUUAAAUUUUUUACCUACCAGUUCUGGCGUUACAGCGCCUCCAUCAGGAAGUUGGAGAAAUGUGGUAGGAUCCCGACUAUAUGUCAAAAGGAACUUGACUGGGUUUUUUAUGUGAACCAAAUUCAGCAUCUGCACCAGUUUACAUCACAGUUGUUCUUUGUAACUCACCUCAGUAUUUAUUGUUACUCUUGUCUUUCUGUUGUGAACAUGUUUUGGUCAUUUAAAAAGAGGAAGAAGAAAAAAUAAAGUAGAAAAACAGAAAA